GUCCAGUAGUUGAUGCUUGAGCUAUGAGUGCCGACUUCGAUCGACCCAUACAAGGGGAGGCGCUCCUGGACGUUCGCGUUGCGGAGGAAUCGGACGGCGCCGUUGACAAUACCAGUUCGCCCAUUGCACACUUCAAUGCUACCUCCUUCGAUGAGUCCACCGCGGCGCCCCGCGGUGGAGUCACGAGGGACGCCAACACGCAGAGCGUAAGGCGGCGGGGGGCCGCGACGACAUUCCAGUUACCCGUUCGCAGCCCAGCGUCGGUGGGUGUCGGCGAGGGCGUGGACUGGGGCAAGGAGGUCGGUGACCUGCCUAUGGAGGACCGGGUAACCUUCAGAGGCGCCCCCGAGCGACAGAACUCCAGUGGCGUGGGCCAGAAGCCCUCUGGCGCGCCUCGCCAGCGGCCGGUCUCCUGCCGCAGCGCCCGGUCGCAGACCUUCCUGGCCGCACAGCCGGUGCAGAUUGUGCAGCUGCCGUACAAGUGCACCCUGGAGGACCUGAACCGCUACUCCUACUGGUGGCUGCACUGCGAGGAGGCGCGCCCCGCCUGGGCCGACGACUUCCCGCACCUAGCCGCGCUGCGCAACCACGUGCGGCGGGCGCUGCUGGCAGCCAACCUGGAGGUCUGCUUCGUGCGCUGCUGGCACGCGUUCGAGGCGCCACCGGAGGAGGCCAAACCCAGCCUGGCCAACUGCACACUCGACUUCGGCUCGCCAGUGCUGCCGCCCCGCUCCACGCGCGGCGGUGGCGGCGCCGCCAGCAGCAGCACCGGCGGCAACACGCUGGAGGACGCGGCGCUUCUGACAGAGGCGCGGCGCUGCAACGCCGCCGCGCUGUCGCCUUGGCCGGAGCUGCUCACCGGGAAGUCGCAGGGCGUGUACCGCAAGCGCCAGCUUCUAAAGAAGUUCAGUUACGAGGUCGUUCACGCCUCGCAGCUCCUGCAAGAGCCGGAGGCGGCGGAGGAGCUGGCAGGCUGCCCCAAGGAGGUACUCUCAGAGCUGUGCUUCACCUUUGCCGCCUUCCAGCCAGCGCUGCUGGACGAGGGGCUGGUCAAGGGCAGCCUGUCGCCUCUGGAUCCGGAUUCUGGCACGCCAGGCAUGGAUGACGUGAUGCGGGUGGUGGAGGACAACCGGGACGAGCACGCGGAGACGGAGUCGCCGCUCAUCCUUGCGGAGUUGGCGGCGGAGCUGGCGACGGCGGCGCGGGAGUACCGGCCCGAGCUGCCGGUCACCAGCUGGCUGCUGCAGGCCGCCUGCAUGUGCGGGCAUGUGGAGCUGGUGGAGAAGCUGCUGGAGCCGGAUGAGCUGGACGACGGCGAGGUGGGCGGCCUGAGCGACAUCGACGCCAUGGCCGCCCUGGCCGCGGGCUGGCUGGGCUACAGCGCCUUCCACCCGCUGCAGCCGCGCCGCCCCGCCCAGGCCGCCGACUGGCUGGACCUCAAGAGCAGCCUGGCGCGGGCGGUGCUGACGGCGCACCGUGUGGUGUUGCUGGUGUCGGCGACGACGCACGAUGAGAACUGGUCUCUCAAGGGAGCCAAGCUGGACAUGGUGUGGAACCUGAUCCGGCAGACGCACCGCCGAGUGAUGGUGUGCAAGCCCUUCAUCCUGGCGCUCAUGCACAUCAUUCUGGAGGCCCAGGAGCAGAUCGUGCAUGCCAAGUCCCAAGAGCUUGAAAGGCGCGGGAGAGAGCGCCAGGAGCGGCGGCAAGCCAAGAUCAACGCCAAGCUGGCCAAGCAGCGAGCUCGUGAGGAUGGCACGCCGCACACCCUGGCGGAGCACACUGACGAGGAGGGCGGCGUCCAUGGCCACGGUCAUGGUGAUCCGGAGGAGGACGAGGAUGAUGACGACGACCUGGAUGACGACAGCGGUCUGGACAGCGACCAAUCGCUGCCCGAGGGCGCGGCGCUGUUCUCCAAGCUGCACCAGGUGGCGGUCACCACCUACCACCUGGCCGUGUACGCGGCCAACCAGGCGCUGGUGUUCGACGCGCUGUGCAUCCUCAAGGCCGUGGGCGCCUGGCAGGCCGUCACGCCGCAGGUGCUUCUGGACCUGGCGGCCCAGUUCCCGAACAUGGCGGAGCAGUUCCUGCGCAUGAUGGGCCUGGAGCACGUGCGGCUGGAGGACAAGGGAGUGCCGUACGAGCUCAGCCGCGGCUUCGCCACCGCCGCCGCCUGCACCGUGGGGGACGACGAACAGCUGGGCGGCACGGGGGCGUCCAUGGUGCACUUCGCCAUCCGCACCACACACACGCCCAGCUGGAUCCAGCUCUUCAUGCUGCCCGGCGGCGUGCGCGGCCGCGGCGGCGGUAGUAGGGGCCUGGGCGGCGGCGGCGGCGGUGCCGACGCCAAGCCGGGGCAGCAGGCGGCGGCGGCGGCCGCGGCAGGUGGCGAGGGCGGCAGUGGCGGCUUCCUGGAUGUGCGGAUGCUGCAGCUCUUGGGGUGGACGCUGGCGGGGUUCGCGUGCCAAGGGCCGGGCAGCUUGUUCCUGGCCUGCAUGCUGGCGGUGAUCGUCUGGGGCCUGCUGCCGUACAUGCUGGCACCGCUGGUGGCGGCGCUGGCGGUGCUGGCGGUGCGGAUGUGGCAGCCGCUGCAGAAGGUGCAGGUGCAGGCGGGCAGCGCCAAGGUGCAGCCGGCGGCGGCGGGCGGCGAGGGCGGCCCCGUGGGCCACACCUUCAACCCGCACCACCACCAGUCCAUGUCGGCGGCGAGCAGCCGGCAGCAGCAGCUGGUCAAGGGCGCCGCCGCCGCCGCCAGCCAGCAGCUGUCGGGCGGCGGAGCCUACUCCAUCAACUGCCAGCGAUUGAUGUUUCCGGUGAAGCUCAAGGACUGGAAGACGGUGACGGCGCUGCUGCAGGCGCUGCUGCUGGCGCCGGGCGUGCACCCCAGCGUGUUCGGCACGCCGGUGCUGCGCGCCCUCAUCUUGUUCAAGUAUAAUUAUUGCGUCAAAUUCUUGAUUAUGUACCAGUUCCUGCUGCACAUGGUUUACAUGGGGCUGUUUAUCACCUACGCCGUCAGCAUUCAGGAGAUGGAGCCGGUGGAAGAGCGGACCUCGGGCCUGGGCUCGGGCAGCAGCCAGUGCCACCUGCCGGCUCCCUCCCGGGCCCAGGGCGGUGUGAUGGUGGCACUGCUGGUCAUCACCGUGGACCACAUCAUCAAGGAGGUCAUCCAGGUGCUUAAGUGCGGGCUGCGCGCGGUCACCAACUUCUGGGACAUCCUGGAUUUCUUCUCCAUCGGUCUGGUGCUGGCCAUGCUGAUCGCCCAGACCACCUGCGCGGCCGGCUUCACGCCCACGCACCUGCGCUGCAUGGCGGCGGUGGAGGUGCUGGUGCUGUUCAGCCGCGUGCUCUACUUCGCCAUGGCGUCAGACAGCCUCGGCUCCUUCGUGCGGAUGGUGAUGGAGACGGUCACGGACCUGUUGCUCUUCUUCGUGUUCCUGCUCUUCAUGUUUCUUGGCUUCGUUAUCUCGCUGAGGGUGCUGCAGGGCUCCGCAGUGUCCACCCAGGAGGUGUUCAUCCGGUUGUUCUGUGUGCUGUACGGCGACACCAACUACCUACUGGACCUGGAUGAAAGUCCGGGAGGCGUCAGUGAGGUGGGCCAGGUGAUCACCAGCAUCUUCAUGGUCCUGAUCACCAUUGUGAUGCUGAACCUGCUGAUUAGUAUCAUCGGCGAUUCAUACGACCGCAUCCGCGCUAACGAGAGCUGGGAGUCGCUGCACAACAAGGCACAGCUGGUGGUGGAGGCGGAGUCGCAGGUGCCGGGCCGCAUGCUGGACCGGGUGUACGACUGGUGCGUCACCACCACUGGCGCCGAGGUGUCGGGAGAUGCGCCCGCGUACAUCUACACGAUCUCGCCUGUCUACAACUGGACGCCGCCGGCCAACCUGCCUGGCUCCACUUUCGAGGUGGCGGAGGCGACGGGCGAGGCCGCCGGGGAGGACGAGGAGGACCUGGAGCAGCACUGGCAGGGGCGGCUCAAUGACGUGCGGCGCCACGUCAGCACCGCCGGCCGGGAGCAGCGGGUGGCGCUGCAGGCGCUGAAGAAGAAGGUGGAGGGGCUGGAGGGGGCGAUGGUGGAGAAGCUGAACAAGCUUCAAGACACGCUGCUGGCCCGGCUGGCCGCCACCACUCCAGGGUCGGUGUACAGCAGGAGCAUCAAGGGGAAGUGGAUCUAGGUAGCGCCGCACUAACUUAGCGUACGGCAUGCUGCAUGCACGACUGAAUCUAGCAACAGCGCGUGCGGCGCCGCAUGCCGUGGUUGGUUUGUGGGCAGCUGGCCGCAAACUGUGUGAGUGACGCGCUUGCGGGCCCUGACAACAAGAGUGUGGAUUUGUAUGAUACGGCCGUAUGGUGCGGACUGAGGCAGGCACGGACAGGGGCAAUCCUGGGGGGCUUCGCCCCCCCCCCCUGGAUCGCUUCGCUCGGGGGGCUCAGCCCAAAAACCCGGAUAAAGUUGUGCAGUAUGAACAACUGAUACGGCCAAGUAUACAGUGUUUGAUGCGUGCUGGAACAAGCAUGGUCGGACAUGGCAUGCAAUGCAGUUUCGUGUGUUGUGAAAUUCUGAGCGGGUGACACGGGUCGACAGAGGUGGCUUCCGGUUGCGACGGAGGUGGCUGUUGGACCGCCGCUCUGAUGCGCGCUGGCUUCGGGCGUGAUAUUUUAUAGAAGACGGGAAGAGGCGGUAGAGAGCUCGGUGAGCACCGGUAGGAGGGGCGCGUUGCCCUUUUCCUUAGUUUCGAUGAAGCGUGACUUUCGACAAGUCCGAAUUGAUGGGAAUUUAUGCAUCUUAUUUAUCGGCUGUACCAGGCUGCACAGGGUUACAGGUACUCAUCUACAGGAAGGUAGCAAGGCCCAUUCCUUUCCUCACAGCAACAGUAUGCUGCGCUCACACAACAAGCUUCCACUGGCUGGCGUGUGCCUCCCCCUUGCGAAGUGGACUCAUCGAGCUACGUGUCUACGCGUAACAGACUGCACUUCCAAUGAUGCGUGUAACCUGCCCUGCGGUGAUCACUCAUCACGCCUCUUGACGCCCAGAGACCGAGAGACGCCUCGAGCCGCACCGCCGUGUGGCGGUGUGCCCCAAGUCAUCAGCGCUGCCCUCCAUGGCCAGCUCACCCAACUCAUCCUGAAGCCACGUCAUCAUUUCCCACAGCUCUCCGAAGUCUACAAUAAAUCGGUCACGCACGAUUGGCGACAGUGAAGCAUAGGGGCGCACGCCGUGUGCGCACGCCCUGCAUCAGUAUCAUUAGCAAACACCCUGCCCAUACUGCACAAGUUCAAAUUAAGCAUCCUGCUGCAAGUACAUUGCUAUUCGCUCCUGCUUUGAAUCGUAAGUGCCAUUCCUAAUUGCAUGCUACAGUGCUACUGCCAUACUGCUAUA
Molecule: messenger RNA, 5374 nt
Organism: Chlamydomonas reinhardtii
Lineage: Eukaryota; Viridiplantae; Chlorophyta; Chlorophyceae; Chlamydomonadales; Chlamydomonadaceae
Exons: 22
Coding region: 24-4169 (1381 amino acids)
Biological process (GO): calcium ion import across plasma membrane
Cellular component (GO): membrane
Molecular function (GO): monoatomic ion channel activity
Source: RefSeq, a predicted model, not a curated record